CGGACCGGUCGUGUUUUAAGUAAUUUCAAAGCUUUCCGAUUUCGAGCUUGUUCGUCUAGUUUAUAAUGAAGUGUUCAAUAAUUAUUUAUAAUUUAAAUUUAAAUACUUAAACUCAUAACGGUUCUAUUAAACAGUGAUUGUGAUAUAGUGAAUAAACAUUAAGUUAUGUAUUUGUCGUUGAACCGUCAAUGGUAACGGUAAACUUGUGUCAAUAUCGUUAAUUUAACUAAGUUCGUGACAGUGUUUAUGUCGUCGGGAUGUUACAAAGUAUUUAGUAACUUGGAAGAUAUACAGAAGCGGCUUGGCGCGGCGUAGCGGGCGGGCCGCGCCAUGGGUAACAAGUGCUGCAGCCGCCGUCACGACCCCGACAGACCCUUAGUAUAUCCAGCAUACAAGAAGAACGAAGCAGGGUUUACAACAUGUCCGUCACUAGAGACGAGGUAUACGGGCGAACCAAACAACCGCGCUGUAUCACGCAGACCAGCGGACAUCGUGCGCACUCGCAACCCUGGAGCGUGUAUAUCAAAUGGCGGACGACGUGUCGUGAAAGCGCUAUGCGCCUACACGGCUCGCGCGGAAUCGGACAUAUCGUUUCGCAAAGGAGACCGUAUGGAGGUCCUGAGCGAUGCGGAAACGGAUUGGUGGAGAGUUUUACAUCUUACCACGAGAAGAGAAGGUCUAGUGCCGGCUAACUUUGUCGCAGAGGAGAGUUCUGUAGAAUGCGAGGAUUGGUUCUUUCCGCACGUGUCGAGAAAAGAAGCUGAUAAACUACUACUAGCGGAGAUCAACCCUCGGGGAACGUUCCUUGUUAGACCAGCAGAACACAAUCCACAUGGAUUCAGCCUUAGUGUCAAAGAUUGGGAAGAAGGGAGAGGGUACCAUGUGAAGCACUAUAAAAUUAAACCUCUCGACAAUGGGGGUUUCUACAUAGCAACCAAUCAGACUUUCCCGAGUUUGCCAGCACUGGUCAUGUCUUAUACAAAAAACGCGCUAGGUCUUUGCCACGUGCUUGCCCGUCCUUGUCCGAAACCAGAACCGCAGAUGUGGGACCUCGGACCAGAACUGCGGGAUAAAUGGGAAAUUCCCAGGAGUCAGAUACAGCUAAUCAAGAAACUCGGUCAGGGUAAUUUCGGGGAGGUGUAUUAUGGAAAAUGGUGCAACAAUAUUGAGGUGGCUGUAAAAACAUUGAGGGAAGGCACGAUGUCCAAACAGGCCUUCCUCCAAGAAGCGGCCAUCAUGAAGAAGUUCCGUCACAAACGUCUCGUCGCACUUUAUGCGGUGUGCUCGCAGCAGGAACCCGUUUAUAUCGUCCAGGAAUACAUGUGCAAAGGAUCUCUACUAGAGUUCCUAAGAAAUGGAGAAGGAAAGUCCCUCCAUUUCGAGGACUUAAUCUAUAUUGCGGCUCAAGUAGCUUCCGGCAUGGAGUACCUAGAAUCCAAACUGUUGAUACACAGAGACUUAGCGGCAAGGAACGUAUUAAUAGGUGAAAAUAACGUAGCCAAAAUAUGUGACUUCGGUUUAGCUAGAGUGAUCGAAGACAAUGAAUAUUGCCCGAAACAAGGAUCCCGGUUUCCUGUGAAAUGGACCGCACCGGAGGCGAUAAUAUACGGACGUUUCUCUAUCAAAAGUGACGUUUGGUCGUAUGGUAUAUUAUUGAUGGAGCUGUUCACCUAUGGACAGAUACCGUACCCGGGUCUUCACGGAAAAGAAGUCAUCGAGCAAGUAGAGCGAGGGUACAGAAUGCCGAAACCGGUCGGUCACUACUUGCCCGACGACAUCUAUAGACUGAUGCUUCAAUGUUGGGACGCGAUUCCAGAAAAGCGACCGACUUUCGAAUUCCUCAACCACUAUUUCGAAUCGUUCACAGUGACCAGUGAAAUUCCAUACAGAGAAGUGCAAGACUAGUGCUGUGAUAUAGUGAAAUAGAUUUUUUACGACUUCCAGUUAGGACGUUGCGACUGAAACGCUGUGCGUUUAAGUGAUAGUGUUGAGCCGUUCUAAACAUUCGUUCAUUUAAUACUGUAGACGAAAUAAUUGCUGAACGUUUGUUUUGCUGUUUGAAGUGAUUUAAAGCUGUUGCGUUGCGACUAAGCGACUAUAUCAAAUGUUUAAUCAAAAACAGUUAUUUGUGAAAUUUCAUACUAAACUGAAAAUUAUAUGACAUUUAAUGGUCUAACUGGGAGCAUUGUUGUGUGUGAACAGCGUGAGAUAAUUUUGUGUAGGGUCCUUAGCGAAUAAAUGGAAUUAUGACAAGUGUGUGUGACAAGCAAAUUUAAGUGAUAAAACACUUAAACUCCUACACCAACAUUUUGAUAAGUGUAGCAAGCAAUAGUUGCACCACACACACUUUCGUAUUUUCUAAUUUUAGUAUUUUUAUACUCAAAGCGUUACUAAACUAUACAGGAAAGUGUGAGCUUGUCGUUUUUAUUCAUCGGCUUUUCAUAUGAUUUGUAGUUAUGAAAAUGAAUAAAGAUGUCGACUGUAGCGCCUAAGUCGAAUCAAUCACGGAUCUAUGUCCUUGGCAAAGUUAAAUCUAAGUGACUAAUAACACCUAUUUUCUUAUUUAUUAGCAGUAGCUUAAGCACAUUUAGCGUAUUAUUUUGCAUCUGUACAAAAUUGUUCACUAUUAUAAGCAAUAAUGUUAAAAAUCAAAAUUUAUGGUAACACAGUAUUUUCAUAUUCUAAAUUGAAAUGUGAUAUUUAUCUUAUCACAGUUGAAAAAGUAUCUGUGUCCCUUCGCUACUUUCCAUUUCAUUAAUGGUGCUAAUGCUAAAUUAAUCAGCGUUAAUUUAUCGUUAUUUUUAACAUUACAAUAAUUAUAAUGAAGUAAAAUGUUAUAAACCAACUAUGAUUAUGAAAGACAAGAUAGAUUGAGCAUUUUUUAUUCAGCUGUCAAUCAAAAUCAGAGAGAGACAAAGCGAUCGUGCGCCUUGUAAUUGUCUGCAUAGGAAGGCGUCGCUUUAGACGGUUAAUAAUUUUAUGGCUCAUUCUAUUCUAUCUUGACAGAGUAGUUCACUUGAUGUAAAUUUGUUUGACUUUGUUAUUUGAAGUUAUUAUUGAAAAACUUAAGUAUAUACUUGGAUAUGAUGCAGACAAUCACUUUCAAAUCUGACAUGCUUUGAGUUCUUGGUCAUUAUAUCGUAAAUGUUUCUUUUGGAAGGUGAUAAUUGUUUUUGGAUUGAGGAUUAAUAAAGAUUCAAAAUGAAUUUUUUUGGACAACUUUUUUGGAAUACUUACUUAAUUUGACAGCUAUGAUAAUUUUGUUCUAAUUAUUCAUAAUUUUGCACACAACUUAAAUUGAUGUAUUAUUUCGUAACUAACACCAUAGACAAAAAACAUGUGUAUGAUUUUAAAAACACUGAAACAUAACGAAGGCCGCUUUGAGAUUCUUAUACAGAGAUUAUAUCAAGAAUUUACUUCGACUGAUUUAUUCAAGGCUCCUUUGCGAAGUUAAUUUUUUUUAUCUCAAAUAUCCAUAGAUAAUUCAAAUUCCAUAGAUAAAUAAAACGUCAUAAACAUAUGCAAAGGGGCCAAAAUCCUUCAAGUUAAAAAUAAAUAUAGCUUUAGGACCAUAUACCAAAGAGUUAUUGUACAUUAUGAGCGAAGGAUAGUUUUUAAGAGGGGCAUAUUUAAUUUUUAGCAUAGUUAGAUAUUGUGACCUGUGUAUUAUUAAUUGAUUUGACCAAUAUCCCUAAUUUUGAAAAAUGUAUGAGUAAAUUGUAUAAUAAAUUUAAUUAUAUUUGUUAAUACGACUGAUCACGUAAAUUUACCACAAUACCAUGACUUUAUAGCUAAUUUCGUCGCCUCAUAAAAGUAUUAAAGAUAUGCUUUAAUCACUUAAUCAUUUUCAUCGUCCUAGAAAUUGUAUAAAUCAAUGAAAAAUAGUGUCUUAUAACAUUCCAAGUAAUCAAACACUUUAAAUUUGGACACUUUUGUAUGAAAACGAUUAGAUUUAUAAGAUUUUGUACAUACAAUGAAAUAAA
Vanessa atalanta (red admiral) is the source of this 3983-nucleotide messenger RNA. RefSeq names its product tyrosine-protein kinase Src64B (gene Src64B). The record is from RefSeq and is a predicted model, not a curated record. The transcript is spliced from 7 exons. Gene Ontology annotation, cellular component: extrinsic component of cytoplasmic side of plasma membrane. Gene Ontology annotation, molecular function: non-membrane spanning protein tyrosine kinase activity; ATP binding; signaling receptor binding. Gene Ontology annotation, biological process: cell surface receptor protein tyrosine kinase signaling pathway; innate immune response; protein phosphorylation. Lineage: Eukaryota; Metazoa; Arthropoda; Insecta; Lepidoptera; Nymphalidae. Bases 331 to 1905 code for a protein of 524 amino acids.